Messenger RNA from Bactrocera neohumeralis, 11717 nucleotides. It is a transcript of the gene GluRIB, whose product is annotated as glutamate receptor 1. Lineage: Eukaryota; Metazoa; Arthropoda; Insecta; Diptera; Tephritidae. Gene Ontology annotation, biological process: synaptic transmission, glutamatergic; modulation of chemical synaptic transmission. Gene Ontology annotation, molecular function: glutamate-gated receptor activity; transmitter-gated monoatomic ion channel activity involved in regulation of postsynaptic membrane potential. The record is from RefSeq and is a predicted model, not a curated record. Gene Ontology annotation, cellular component: plasma membrane; postsynaptic membrane. The coding region runs from base 1110 to 4310 and encodes 1066 amino acids. The transcript has 16 exons.
CUGUAACGGAUGAGCAAGCGGAAGAAGUGCGACUCGUACGCGCAUUUAAAGUACCUACAAUAAUCAUUACAAUUCACAGUGUUUCUUAAUGCAUUCAUUACUUUAUCAAUGCUGAAUCCCAGAAGAGUGUCACUCGAAUGCAAAGUGUAAACAAAGCUGACGUGGAAAGCGUUACGCAGCGUAAUUCACGCUAAAUAAACUUACAGGCGCUACAAUACCACCAACAUCAUAUUCCAAAUAAAUCCAGAUCAAAUCUAAGCUGCUUUUCAAUUAAAUAUAAAAUGAGCGACAAUAAAAAAUAACAACAAGAUUUUAUACUAAUGAAAACACUCGUGUAAUGACAAAAAGAGCGUAAACGAAGUUUAAUUCUGCAAAAAAGCACAACUUUACAGAUUAGCACCUCACAACCGCUCAUUAUACGCCGGAUCAGAAUCAGCGCCACAUUGGCAGGAUGACCAAUUAGCUUUAUUGUUGGUUUAACGAUAAUUUUUUCUUUCGAGUAGAAUGUGAUACACGAAAGAAAAGUUAAAAUAUAUGAAAGCGUGAAAAUGUGUGUUAACUGAAAACACACACACAUACGUGUUAGUUGUAAAAUGUUAUAAAAAGUAAUUAACAAAAUCACAAGUGCUGUGCUCAGUAACAACAACAUGGAGAAAAAGUCAAACAAUACGCUGUGCUGUUAGUAAAAACCGACAAAAGAUAGUGCAACAAAAAAGUGUAAUGUGAAAACCAAUUGAAAAGUUUUGUGCAAAAAAUUAGAUAACUAAAAAAUGCAAGAUACACCGUGUAAAAAAUAACGCUAACAGUAGUGAGACCGUUAUUUACACUUCUGCAUAAAAGUGUGCAUACACGCAGGCAACGUAUUUUGCAACUUUGUACGGCAACGUCAUCAAGAAGUUACAAAAAAUAACAACAAACAGUACGUGCCAGCAUAAGCACUGCCGCUGUAAGGCUGAAAGGCGACUGUUCGACUGCUUCUGUCCUCAGUUUAUGUGUGUGUGCGUGCUAAGUGAGGCGCUUGUGCAUGUUAGCCCAGCGCGUUUGUGUGUGUUGGUGCAGUGUAUACGAAGCGAAAAGUGCAGGAGCAGUGCAGUGAAUGUGCAUUCAAAAUGCUUAAAGGAUUAAAAGUUUUCACAUUUUUAUGGCUGACGCAUGCGGCGAGCACUUGGCUGAAUUUCACCGGCGUUCAAGCACAACCGUCAUCAUUAACCGAGAAAAUCCCAUUAGGCGCCAUAUUCGAGCAGGGCACCGAUGAGGUGCAAUCUGCGUUUAAAUACGCAAUGCUCAAUCACAAUCUCAACGUAUCGUCACGCCGUUUCGAGCUGCAAGCAUACGUGGAUGUCAUCAAUACGGCGGAUGCAUUUAAAUUGUCACGCUUAAUAUGCAAUCAAUUUUCGCGUGGCGUUUAUUCCAUGUUGGGCGCUGUAUCACCGGAUUCAUUUGAUACAUUGCACUCGUACAGCAAUACGUUUCAAAUGCCAUUCGUGACGCCAUGGUUUCCAGAGAAAGUGCUGACGCCCUCAUCCGGCUUCCUCGACUAUGCCAUAAGUAUGCGCCCGGAUUAUCAUCAGGCGAUUAUCGAUACAAUACAAUUUUAUGGAUGGCGUAAAAUAAUUUAUCUCUACGACUCACAUGAUGGACUCCUGCGAUUGCAACAGAUUUACCAAGGGCUUAAACCCGGCAACGAGUCAUUUCAAGUGGAAAUGGUAAAGCGUAUUGCGAAUGUAACAAUGGCCAUCGACUUCCUGCAUACGCUCGAGGAUUUGGGACGCUUCACCAACAAAUACAUUGUGCUGGAUUGCCCAACGGAAAUGGCCAAACAGAUACUCAUUCAACAUGUGCGCGAUAUAUCGCUCGGAAGAAGGACAUAUCACUAUUUGCUAAGCGGUUUGGUAAUGGACGAUCGUUGGGAGAGUGAAAUCAUCGAAUUUGGUGCCAUCAAUAUAACCGGAUUUCGUAUUGUUGACACUAAUCGUCGGUUCGUACGUGAUUUCUUUGACAGUUGGAAGCGCUUGGAUCCGGCAACAUCGAUUGGCGCCGGCAGGGAAUCAAUUUCGGCACAGGCAGCCCUCAUGUACGAUGCCGUUUUCGUGCUGGUCGAAGCCUUCAACAAAAUACUGCGCAAGAAACCCGACCAAUUCCGCAACAACAUCCAGCGGCGGGGUCAACAAACACUAAUGGCAGCGGCCUCCACAUCCAUUAACGGUACACUGGGCAUGGCAGCUGGCGGCAGCGUUGGCGGCAUUGGCAAUGGAAUCGGUGGCAGCGGCGGUAGCGGAGGUGGAGGCGGUGGCAUUGGCAUUGGUAACGGUGGUGGCAAUGGUGGUGGCGGCGGGACAAUGCCUCGAGCGCUCGACUGCAACACAUCGAAAGGUUGGGUGAACCCAUGGGAACAUGGUGAUAAAAUUUCGCGCUAUUUGAGAAAGGUGGAAAUCGAAGGUCUCACAGGCGACAUUAAAUUUAACGACGACGGUCGGAGGGUGAACUACACGCUGCACGUUGUCGAAAUGACUGUCAACAGCGCCAUGGUGAAAGUGGCUGAAUGGAGUGAUGAUGCUGGCCUUCAACCGCUCUCCGCCAAGUACGUGCGUCUACGGCCGCAUGCGGAAAUCGAAAAGAAUCGCACAUACAUCGUUACCACAUUGCUCGAGGAGCCGUACAUGAUGUCGAAACGCCCCGGCAUUGGUGAGCAAUUGGAUGGCAAUGACCGCUUUGAGGGUUACUGCAAGGACUUAGCCGAUUUAUUGGCCAAGAAGUUGGGCAUCAAUUAUGAAUUACGACUGGUCAAGGAUGGCACAUACGGUUCAGAGAAUCCCACAGUGCGCGGCGGCUGGGAUGGCAUGGUCGGUGAACUGGUACGGCGGGAAGCGGAUAUUGCAAUCGCUGCCAUGACCAUUACCGCCGAACGGGAGCGUGUCAUCGAUUUCAGCAAGCCAUUCAUGUCACUGGGCAUUUCAAUAAUGAUUAAGAAACCGGUGAAGCAAACGCCUGGUGUAUUCAGUUUCAUGGAUCCAUUAUCCCAGGAAAUUUGGAUGAGUGUCAUCUUCAGCUACAUUGGAGUAAGCAUCGUGCUGUUCUUUGUUUCCCGCUUCUCGCCGUAUGAGUGGCGCAUUGUGCAGUAUCAGACAGAUUCGCAUGCACAUCACGAUCAAAUGGCUAAUCAACAGCCACCUGGCAUCAUCGGCGGUGUACCUGUGCCCGGUCCAAUGACCGGUGCGCCUAGUGCCACGGCUAGCCCGGCAAAUAUUGGCGUAGUCGGUGCUGGUGGUGUGGCCGGAAGCGUUGGCCUCGGCUCAUCCGGCAAUGUAGCGGUCAACGAGUUUAGCAUUUUGAAUUCAUUUUGGUUUGCCUUAGCCGCUUUCAUGCAACAGGGCUGCGACAUAUCACCGCGUUCCAUCUCCGGUCGCAUAGUUGGCGCCGCUUGGUGGUUUUUCACGCUCAUUCUAAUUUCAUCGUAUACAGCCAAUUUGGCAGCGUUUCUCACUGUCGAGCGGAUGGUGACACCAAUCAAUUCACCCGAAGACUUAGCUAUGCAGACGGAAGUGCAGUAUGGUACGCUCUUACAUGGCUCCACCUGGGACUUUUUUCGGCGUUCCCAAAUCGGCUUACAUAACAAGAUGUGGGAGUAUAUGAAUUCGAAAAAGCAUGUCUUUGUGAGCACAUACGAUGAAGGCAUACGUCGAGUGCGCACAUCAAAAGGCAAAUAUGCCCUGCUGAUGGAAUCGCCAAAGAAUGAGUAUGUGAAUGCCAGAGAACCCUGCGAUACGAUGAAAGUCGGACGUAAUCUGGAUACGAAAGGAUUUGGCAUAGCAACACCGAUUGGAUCGCCUUUGAGAGAUCCGAUUAAUUUGGCUGUGCUAUCGCUGAAGGAGAAUGGUGAAUUGAUCAAAUUGCGCAAUAAAUGGUGGUAUGACAAAACUGAAUGCAACCUCAACAAGGACAAUCAGGACACAUCACGCAGUGAAUUGUCAUUGAGUAAUGUGGCUGGUAUAUUUUAUAUAUUGAUUGGUGGCCUCUUGGUGGCUGUCUUUGUGGCUAUCAUUGAGUUUUGCUUUCGCAGUAAAGCGUCCGCACAAAAAGCGAACGGCUCCAUGCUGAGUUCAGCGUCCGGCGGUGGUUCACAUCAAAGGAAUUCUCUAACAGAUGCCAUGCAUUCUAAAGCGAAAUUGACUAUUCAAGCGAGCAGAGAAUAUGAUAAUGGUCGUGUUGGGUACCUCAAUUGUGCCUCUUUGCAGUAUUAUCCAGCCGGACAAUUAAGUGCCGCAUCUGAGGCCGAAACAAUGCACAUGAAUGCGCACAGUCAGGUUUGACAUGAACAUGCGCAGGAAUCGCGCCUUUGACGUACACCCUGCGCACCAACAAUACGCCGCAUAAUGGCCAACAGCCGGCAGGAAACAGAGAAGAUACUGAGCAAUCAUGAUCAAAACACAACAACAAUGCCGGGCAGCCAGAAUAGUACGCUCAUGCGAAAUCCCGAUGUAAAUCAUCCCUACGCCAAAUAAAUAUAUAUAUAUAUAUAUAUACAUAUACAUAAAUGCAUAUAUACUAACUCAAAAACACAUAACAAUGUGAAAAAGCUAAACUUACAAAAAACAUAUACUGAAACAACAUUCAAAAAAGUGGAAUUAAGCGUGUGAAAGUAUCAAAAAUAAUAACUUAAUAAAAUAAACUAGGAGCGUAUAUAUAGAUAUUACUAAGAGUGAAAAUAAAAAUAAAUGUGUUAUUAUAUAAGUAAAAACACAGAUGAAAUCAUACAUAAAACACAUUUUUUGUUUGGUGUUUGUCAUGUGAUAAAAACUCAUUGCAGACAUACAGUCACAUACAGAACACUGCAAAACACAAGUGAAACAAAUAUACAAUUUUUUAAGUAUGUAUAUUAUACAUUUUAGCAAAGAACUCUUUAAUUAAUAUAUUAUUUUUCGCUAAUUUUUUAUCAUAUAUAUACACAUACGCAAAAAUAACCUUCCGAUGUAUUUUGGCUGUAAUUUUUUUAAAAAUUGAAAAACUUUGAUUCUGCUUGUGAAUUAUUUUUAUUUGGUCUUUUAAAUGUUUUCCAAUCCCAAUUCAUCAAGUUGCUACAAGAAGAACUCGUUGACCAUUGCUCUGUAGCGCUCACCACUGACAGUAACCGUUUGGCCCGCGACGUCUUCGAAGAAAAAAGAUCCGAUGACUCCUCCAGCAAAAACAGCACACCAUACAGUGACUUUGAUAGGAGAAUUACUUUUGCGCCACCCGAUACUUUCCGCCGGCGAUUACUUAACUAUUGGAUACUAUUUCGCUUAAAGUAUCCAUUUUCUAUUUACAAACAGCAAAUUAGCGAGCUGAGGUCAUUAUAAUAGGGGUGAAACCACGUCAAGUGGUCCCUGAUAUCUAUAAUAUAGCACGACCAGUUUUCUUUGACUUCACACAAUUUCAUCGAUUUAUCUCCAGUAGUUUAUGAGAAAAAAUUUCACAAUUUUUUCAUGCUCUAAAUUUCAACCUUCAAUGACUUUAACAAAAAAAAGUAUUUUGACGAAGUAUUUAUAUCGGUUGGUAUGCAUCUCGUCCCCUUCCUAAUGAACUGUUAAUAUUCAAAAUCGGUGAUUUUUCCAAAUUUUCGGGAACCACUUGACGUGAUUUGACCCAAAGUGGACACAUCAUCAAGAGUCCGCUUUCUUCAAUGCUUUCAUGUUUUGCUACUCAGAUUUUAUACCAGUUGUAUCACUGUGCAGAAUUAUGGUUAAAGCUAAAAAUAUAAAGAUUUUAUUUAGUGGUUUUAAGAUCUUAAGACUUCAAAUAAAAAAGCUAAUUUUCCAGAAUUUUUUCUGAGACAACUUUAAAUUUAUUGAUCCAAAAAUUUUCACACAUAUUAUGGCAUUUUUUAAACUGUAUGUUAAAUCUUAGUUUUAGUAGAAAUAUUUAUUUGGAAAGGAACCACCUCUGAUCUCCGAGACCUCCUCUGAUAAAAACGUUUUACUUUGACCGCUAUAUCUCUGAACUGGAUCCUACGAAAUUAAAAAACCAAACAGAUUUAGUUAAAGUAAUGGAAAAUCUAGUAAAUCAAAUGGAAGGAAUAAGCAAAAAAAAACUGUUUGACAAAAUGGCAGUAUCUCAACAAAAAAAAAGGAUUUUUGACCAAAAUUUCGGUCUGAAGUUGUUUAUAGACCAAAUUUUUUCGGUGAGAAAAAAUUGUUCGAUUAGUUUUUGAGUGAUGUUGGUCACCGACUUUGAAAACCAUUUUGAAAAAAACACGCUUGAAGUUUGGCUUUGCCAUACAGAGCCCUGAUUAUGUUUGUCCACUUUGCUGAGUUAAUGGUAUUCUUCUUCAUAUCCAGGCUGUAUCCGUCGAUCUGUGUAUAUUCAAACUAGUCGCUCAGGUUUUGAGAUAUCGAUCUUAAAUUCUACUCACGUCAUCGGUAUCAAAAGCUUGUAUAGAGAACUUUGUGUUUGUGCACGGCAUUACAGCUUUGGUGGUGGCAUAUUAAACGGUUUUCCAUCAAAUGCAUUGCCGUUAAAAAUUUCAAAAAUUUGGUUAACAAUAAAAGUUAUUAUGCCUGAACUAGAAAACCCAAGAGAAAUUAGAAUAGGUUCUUAGAAAAAUAUGUUUUACUUUAUUUUAUUUUAUUUAAUUUUUUUAUUAGUAAUUAUUAUUUUUAAUUCUACACCUAGACUUAGUUCACAGUGCAAUUGUUAUCACAAUCAACUUUCUCUUGCUCUUGGCAAUGGGAAAAACAAUUUAAUUUAAAUUGAUAAUAUAUGUAUGAGUUACAUUUUCACCAAUUAUAAUAAUUUCUAAACAAAUGUAAAGUUAGCAAGUCAUUGCAGCCUAAAGCCUCUGCAAAUAGCAGUGACUACAAAAGCACGCUUCCUGUGUAUAUGCAAAUUGUUUCACUAACACAAACACAUACAACUACUACACAGCUUAAUCGAACUAAGUAAACUCAAUAAAAUAUUUCAUGUACAUACAAGCGUACAUAAGUACGUACACUUGCAGUAAUUUAGAAAUAAAUUGUCUUAAGCUUGCUAGUAUUAGUAGAUAUAAUCUAUUAAAUCAAAUGUGAAAGUAAAAUUAAACAUUGAUAAACAAAGCAAACAGAGAGGUAAAUUACUAAAGUAAAAGACAGACACACAUACCACGCAAACGGCAACAAAAAGUCAAAUAACGGUAUAAUUAAAUCUUGUAGAAUAACUUAAAUUUAAGCAGAGCAUACGCUCAUAAGUUACGGAAAGACAACAAAUGCAACAAAAACGCUGUAAAGGAAGCUAAAGGCAACUACGACAACAAUAAAUUAAAUGCUAAACGCAAGCAUUCAUAUAGGAUAAAGAUAUAAAUGUGUGUGUUGUAUGUGUGUAACACAAACGGAGAGCAACAUAGCUGUAAAGAAACCUGAAUGUAUUAACUAAUUGUACGCCGUAAGUGGCAACAUUUUAACUAGUAACACAGCUGCAUUUAUGUAGAAACUCAAACAAAUACAUACAUACAUACUCGUAUUGGCAUAGUUGAAAUGAUGUGCGUGAGCGUUAAAGUGCUGGCAUGCGUAAGUGUGUGUGUCGCGUAAGCAAUUCAUUGCGAAUUCUUGACCAAAAUAAUUAAAAACUUAUAAACUGCUGCCAAAAACACACACGCGCAAGCAAACGCACAUGUAUACCGUAUAUAAACAGUAACAACAACAAUAUAUAUGAGCAUGAGCAUGUUCAUAAAUAAAUAAGUUAACUCAACAAAAGUGAAAUACAUAAACUACUCAUGAACAAUACGAAUAUGUAGGCAUACAUAUUUACGUGCAUACGCAUAAAUUUAGGUUAAAUGAAAACUGCAAUUAAUUGCAUUGAAAUGACUGAUCACUAAACAUUUUUAAUUAUUAUAUUAAAACCGAAAUAAGCAAAUAAAUUAAUACAAAAAAUUCGUAGUAUAAGUAUUAAUAAAUAGAUAUGUAUGUAAAUGCGAAAUCCUUGCUAAAGCAAUGAUAAAGUGAAACUUAAACAAAUGCAAAUGCAAUAUUUGCAUACUUACAUAGAUACAUACACAUAGCUACAUAAGUACACAAAAAUAAAUAUUAAAAUACAAAUGCAUUCCCUAUACUUGUUGGCCCCACCAUAAUUUUUAUUGACAGCUGUACACCCUGUAACACACAUUCCAGCAUAUAGUUUUUUGUGAAUUCAUAUAUAUGUGUAUAGCAUAUUAUUUGAUUUUAAUGAUUUUAUACGCACUUUUUGCAAGUAAUUUACCUUGAUUUAUGCAAUUAGCAUAAAUAAUUUAUUUCAUUUGAGAGCGUAUAUGAUGCUUUUAAAAGCUCAUUGAUCGAUUUAACUGAUUUAUUUGCAAUGCCUGUGAAAACGGCAAAUAACGUCCGCAAUUAGUUGUUUCAUUCUGAAUAAUAUUCCUGAUAUAAUGUGGUCUGAUGGCAUUUGAUAAUGACAGCUUAUAGGAAUAUUUAUGUAGGAUUUUACUUUAAAAAUGUUAAUCCUUUUUUUAAACUUUUAGGAGGCACACCAAUAGUGAAAGGCUUAAAAUCGCUAUGAUUGGGAAUGAAAAAAACGCUACUGUUUCAAUAACUGUUAAUUGUGAGAAAAGAUACACGAAAAAAAAUUUAAGAGAAAUAGAAAUAUGCAAUUAAAUAUUCUACAGUAAUUCUAGCCUUCGGCAGGUAUGAGAUCUAAAAAAAAAAAUUACAAAAGGAUAUUGACUAUAAUAUGAACACCAGUGGAAAAAAACUGACAAAAACAAUUAUAAUUUAACCGAAAAUUAGUCACGUUUGGUCUGCUUGUUCAGGUCUAAACACUGGUAGGACAAUUUAUGAAGAACUUUAUUGAGAACGUAUGAUAGCUAUCGGAUUAUAUGAAUGUGAGUAAUAACUGGCGCAUAUAAUGUGUGAUCCAACUCGUCCGGAGAACUUCAAAUUUAAUGUGGAAUAUUUAUUAUCAUUCGAAACAACAUUUCUUGAUAUUUAUUUUUUGUCUAAAUGUUGGCCGCGGCUACGUCUCAGCUUCAACUUCCGGCAUCAAAUAGUCGGUCAUCAUGGUGUGAAAACUGUAGCCAUUUACGGUUACGAUCUCAUCGGCAUCAUUUCUGAAGAAAUAUACAUAGAUCGAUGAUUCCAAGGGCUCACAAAUCACACCAAACCGUUAUCUUUUCUGAAUAAAAUGGUAGCCUUUAAAUCUUUUCCAAUUGCUCUUACUAAAUGCAGAAAUUUUGGUUGUUUACAUACCCAUUGAGCCAGAAAUGAGCCUCACGUUGGAUCUCCUGGGAACUUUUCAAAAGCCCAUGGGGCGAAGAGAAGUCGCUUGGUUGGCUCGAGUGGUUGCAAUUCUUGUGCAAGUUGUAUUUUGUACCCUUUCAAUCUAACAUCUCGACGUAAAAUGCGCCAAGUCGUUCCAUACGUCAGUCCGAACUGCUGCUGUGUACACUCUCACCUACGCCUGCUAUAUUUUCUUCACUGAUUGCUAAACGCAGUCUAUUCGGUCGAAUAUCAUCCAAUAAAGAUUGCUGGGUCUCAAGAUAGUGUUGCGAAUAAAAUGCUCAGUAGGCCGAUUAUGUUGACAAUAAGUUGAGCGAAGUGCGCUAAACACUUUUUUAUAAAACCUACGUUUUCGUAAUAAAGUUCAUUGAUUUUUAAACGUUGUUCAGGCGUAAGUCUUUCCACGAUGAAAUACCAACCGACUUUCGUGGGAUCUGUGAAAAAAAAGCUAAUGAGAAAAGUACCUCUACUUGGAUUACCCGAUAGAAUACCAUGGAGCAGGUUAUGGUUAAUCAUUCACUGCUUUCCAAAUCAUAUAACUAUAGACAUACAAGUAGGUCAUUUUAGCAACAUAUUAAGCGAAAUUUUCAUGACUUCAAAGGCUUUUUUCAAGAAUCAUUGAGGAGAUUUUUAAGGAAAUUUUUGAGGAGUUUUUAAAAGAGAGAAAAUUCUGAGAGCAGAUUGGAUUAAAAGUGUUAAAACAACAUUCAAAAACCUACUGAAUUAAACUAGAACUUAGGAAUUGAAACGUGGAAAUUGAAAUUUACUAUUCAAAAUUUAAUUGAGAGUGUCUAAAGUGCUGCACUCAGCAACGACAGUUUACGAUAAGUUGUCAUAUGCUUAUUCUAACUCUAUCUUCAAAGCAAAAUGACAUAGUAAGAUGAGUAAAUUAAAUUUGAUUAUUUAAUCAUAUUAUUCAUUGCAAAUAAAAUUUAGUAAAUUACAUGAAAUUUUUAAUAACUAAAAUAUGGACCACUAUCUACAGUUCCACUAUUUACUAACUAUGAAAUAAUAGAAAUGUAGCAGUGCUGAACUCCUUUAACUAAUUUUUAUCAUGUUUCAUAGUGAUCAAGUGAGAGAUAUAAUUUUUGAGCCUAUUAUGGUGAUGAAUACUCUGUUUUAUUUUUAUUUUCGUUAAAAAGAACACGUGUAACAGUCCUUCAGUAUUUCGAUACCAUUUUGUUAGUUAAAAGCUUCCAAGCCUUUAAAACGGCAAGAUGGAAAUCUCUAGUUCUCGUCAUUUGAGUGAAGUGUUUAUAACAUGUUGUUGUUCCUUAACGUUUGAUGUCACAAGGCCUGAACUUAAAGUCUGCAAAUCCGUACUUCUUUAUGGAAUAAUAUUUCGCAUAUUAGGCGUCAUUAUUAACAAAACGAGGUCUACCAAAACACGAAAUUAACGUAAAACUACACAUUUUUCGUUUAUAAAGUAUCGCAUUCAGAUCGGUAACUGUUCUCAAGUUAAUAAAAUAUCACGAAUUUUUGAGAGUAUUCUGGUUAACGUUAUUACACUGUGACAAUGAGAGAGAUUUUUAUAUGUGGUCGGACUAUUCAACACGCUCUUAUACGACUUAAAAAAUUGUUUUAUGAGAUAUUAUUUUAUAUUAAAGAUGGCGGGCUUUCUCUCUUCUAAUCUACGUCGAACUAAAGGUCUGAAAAUAGCCACUUAGCAAACUUAUUUAAUGAUUUCUUUUAUAUAUUUUCUAUUAUUAUUAAUAAUUCUUUUUGCAUACUACCAAUUCAUGAGUUCGCAACAAGUAUUUUUGGGAAACGAUACUCAUUAACUACUACGCCAUCAUCUUCCACGUGAAAAAUGUAAUGCAAUAAAAUUAAAAAAGAAAACUGAAAGUUAAAGAAUAUAAAUGUUGUAUAUGAGUAACAUGCAUUUAUAGUUAUAGAUUUAUGAAUAAUUAGUACAUAAUUACACACAUAUUACUAGACACUUAAGAGUAACAGUGCUGUAAAAAUAUUUCCUUGUACCCUAGUAUAAAUAAAAAAGAAUCUAAAUAAAGAAGUAUUAAAAUUGCAGACUAAACAAAAACACAUAUAAUAACUGAAUUAAAAAGUAUAUAUUAAUUAGAUAAUAAUAUGGUACUAUUCACAUAGUUAAAGUGCUUAAGUCAUAUCAAAAUUUACAGAUUAAAAAAGGUAUAUAAAUAUAUACAGUAAAUAAAGGGUAAUCAAAUUUUUAUACUUUCAAUUUAUUUGUUUUGAAUAUUUAAUACAACUUAAAUUUUCAAAUGUGCACUAUGUAAAAUAAAACAUUGGCAAAAGUGGUCAAAAAAACUUUACUUUUUAUUCUCCAAAACUAAGCAAAUUCGUUCUGUUUAUAUAAAAAUGGCGUAAAUCAAAACUGCGGAUAAUACAAAAACCAUAUGCACGAAACAACAGCGUUAAACAUGUCAAAAUGAAGACUUCGAUUCAAAAUAACUAAUAAAAAAGAAAAAGUUUAAAAACCUACAAAUCAAAAGCGAAAUUAAUUCAACAAUAAUCAAAAUCAACCAC